AUGACCAAGGACGUUUGUGUGUCCAGUGACCUUGAAAACUCCCCAGCUAUUGAGUCUCCGUCUGUGACGUCAGAUCAAGAGAAUGGAAGCGGGGGUGACGAGGGCAGAAUCAAUCCCAGUGUUAACUCCACUGGAGCUACAUCCACGGCAUCAUCUCCCAUUCAAGGUAUUGAGUUAGUGAAGUUGACGGAAGUGGCGAAGUGGCACCGGACAAGGUGGAUGAGUAUUAUAGUGGAUGUAGCGAAUUGGCCCAUGCUUCGUCCAGAUAAGUGGAAGAAACUCUUCCAUCUGGGUCUGAACUACGAGUGUCAUGAAAUCACUUCGCUGCAAAGACUAGGCCCCUUAAAGUGCUCGUUUUGA
Rodentolepis nana is the source of this 360-nucleotide messenger RNA. The record is from the annotation of a GenBank genome assembly. NCBI's taxonomy places the organism in Eukaryota, Metazoa, Platyhelminthes, Cestoda, Cyclophyllidea, Hymenolepididae.